Endocarpon pusillum Z07020 is the source of this 831-nucleotide messenger RNA. RefSeq lists its product as uncharacterized. The coding region runs from base 1 to 831 and encodes 276 amino acids. NCBI's taxonomy places the organism in Eukaryota, Fungi, Ascomycota, Eurotiomycetes, Verrucariales, Verrucariaceae. The transcript has a single exon. The record is from RefSeq and is a predicted model, not a curated record.
AUGGACCUCCCAGAUCUCUCCCUCGGACUCAAUGGCACCCACGUCCUCAUCACCGGCGGGGCCGGGUAUAUCGGUUCGGCAACGGUGGAAUCCUUUCUCGCGGCCGGUGCCAUCGUCUCCGCCUUCGACAUCAACGACGAAAAGAUGAAAGCAUUCCCCAGCCAUCCAAACCUAUUCUGGCACAGAGUGGACAUCAGUUCGGAGUGCGGACUCGAAAGCGCUUUCGAGACCAUCCGACAACAGCAUGGCUUGGUCCAGGUCUGCGUCGCGCUCGCCAGCAUCGAUUACAGCUACCUGGCACAUCAUGCGUCUUUGGCAGACAUGCCGUUGGCUCAGUGGCAAGAAACCAUGCGCGUGAACGUGCAGGGCACCUUUCUCACUGCGCGCACCUGGCUGCGGCAACUCAGGGCCCAUGCCACCGCCACGGCGCGGAACCUAAGUCUCAUCAUCAUCGGCAGCGAGGCCGCCGAAACGGGCGUAACGGGAAACGCGGACUACAGUGCCGGGAAGGCGGCUGUACAGAUCGGGCUCGUGCAGUCACUGAAGAAGGAUGUGGUCACGAUCCAUCCGCGGGCUAGAGUGAAUGCCAUCGCGCCAGGAGCGGUCGAUACGCCGCAAUUCCGGAAGGAGUGUGAGGAGGAUCCGGAUGAAUUGUGGAGAACGGCGCAGGCUACGACGGCGCUGAGAGCGCCGGUGGCAGUGGACGCAGUGGCAAGGAGUGUGGUGUUCCUGGCGAGUGAGAACUGGAGUGGGAAUGUGACUGGACAGGUAUUGAGCGUGGAUUCGGGGAAGCAGGGAAAGGUGCAUUGGAUGCCUGGGGAGGUAGCUUGA